This is a messenger RNA of Thunnus maccoyii (southern bluefin tuna), 3191 nucleotides long. RefSeq names its product inhibitor of growth family, member 3 (gene ing3). Gene Ontology annotation, biological process: regulation of DNA-templated transcription. Gene Ontology annotation, cellular component: NuA4 histone acetyltransferase complex. The coding region runs from base 116 to 1375 and encodes 419 amino acids. Lineage: Eukaryota; Metazoa; Chordata; Actinopteri; Scombriformes; Scombridae. The record is from RefSeq and is a predicted model, not a curated record. The transcript has 12 exons.
UUCUCUGACCUCAGUGUUUCGGGGUAUUUUUUUCUGGGAGAGACAGCGGCUGGCGGCGCCAUAUUGAAAGCAGAGAUUCGCUUCAUAAAACGCAGAAAACGUCGAAGUCGCCGCGAUGUUGUACCUGGAGGAUUAUCUGGAGAUGAUCGAGCAGCUUCCCAUGGACCUCCGCGACAGGUUCACGGAAAUGCGGGAGAUGGACCUGCAGGUGCAGAACGCCACCGAUCAGCUGGAGCAGAAGGUCAUCGAGUUCUUCGUCAACGCGAAGAAGAACAAACCGGAGUGGAGAGAAGAGCAGAUGGAGGUUAUUAAAAAGGAUUAUUACAAAGCUCUGGAAGACGCAGACGAGAAGGUGCAGCUGGCCAAUCAGAUCUAUGAUCUGGUGGAUCGUCACCUGCGUAAACUGGACCAGGAACUGGCCAAGUUUAAGAUGGAGCUGGAGGCCGACAACGCCGGCAUCACGGAGAUCCUGGAGAGACGGUCUUUAGAGAUGGACAGUCCGUCUCAGCCAAUCAACAACCAUCACGUCCACUCACACACCACCGCUGAGAAGAGGAAGUACAGCGCUCCGACGCACCACACCACCGAACACGUUCCAGAGAAGAAGUUCAAGUCUGAAGCUCUGCUGUCAACGCUCACCUCAGACGCCUCCAAGGAGAACACGCCAGGUAGUUGCCGUACCAACAGCACGUCGUCCUCCAACAACAACGUGUACAGUGUGAACUCCUCUCAGCCGCUGGCGUCCUACAACCUGAGCUCGCUGCCGGCGGGGCCCGGGGCCGGCGCCGGGGCCAUCACCAUGGCUGCCGCUCAGGCCGUUCAGGCCACCGCUCAGAUGAAGGAGGGCCGCAGGACGUCCAGUCUGAAGGCGAGCUACGAGGCCAUCAAGAACAACGACUUCCAGCUGAGCAGAGAGUUCUCUCUGUCCCGGGACACCAGCGGGUACUCCUCCUCCGCUCUGGCCUCCACCCUCACCCAGACCCUCACCCCCAACACCGCCUCCGACUCCCGGGGACGCAAGUCCAAAAGCAGCAUCAAGUCUUCCAACCACCAGUCGUCUUCAUCCUCCUCCUCCUCCUCGCUGUCGUCGUGCUCUUCGUCGUCGGCGCUGGCUCAGGAGCUUUCCCAGCAGGCGUCGGCGCUGCCCGAGGCGGAGGCCAACAGCCAGGUGGACUGGACCUACGACCCCAACGAGCCGCGAUACUGCAUCUGCAACCAGGUUUCUUACGGCGAGAUGGUCGGCUGUGACAACACAGACUGUCCGAUCGAGUGGUUCCACUACGGCUGUGUGGGUCUGACGGAGGCUCCGAAGGGGAAGUGGUACUGUCCUCAGUGUACGGCGGCCAUGAAGAGGAGAGGCAGCCGCCACAAAUAGAAACUCUUCACGUGUUCGCCGCCGUGCGUCUGCAGCUCGUCCUGACGUCACGUCGCUGCAGCCGACCGUCGACCUGCAGCCGCCGCUCAGAAGACGGAUCGAACGUUUUUGUGCCAACAGAAACCAUCUUCGGAUUAAAGCCACACGAAGAAAAAUCAUCUCGGAGUUCUGAGAUUAAAGUCUGAACGUAAAAACUUUCUGUCGUUAUUAUGAUGUUGAAAUUCAUCCCGACGUUUCUCAAAGCAACAAACAACCGUUUAAAGCCCGAAAAACUACAAGAAUUCUGUUUUUUCCUCUUUAUUAACUUUAAUAAUCGGCUUCAUCACAUUUGUUUUUAUUUUUCUGUUUUAAAGUCGGAGAAACUACAAGAAUUCUGUGUUUGUUUGUUUGUUUUUUAACCGUCUCAGAACUCCGGCUUUAAUGAUCCUGACGUUUGUUUUUAUCGACAGAAUUCAGACUUUCUUCUCAGACUUUUUUUCUAAUCGUCGUCCUGUUACAUACUCGACCUUUUUAAAGCUGGAGAAACUACAAGAGUUCAGUUAUUUUCUUUCUCAUAACGUCAUGAAAACCUGUGAAAACGUCACAAAAACACUAAAACUGAAACCAGGAGGAUGAAAAUAACAACAACGGGACGUUUUUGUGGAAGACUUGACGUCGUCCUUUAAAAUAAACCUUUUGUGCUGGAUGACGGAGUGAAACCUGCCGACCUGAUGCUGUUAAUCAGGAGUUUAAUCCUAAAAUAAAAUAAUCUGCAGACUGAAACGUUUCGUGUGUCCAGUUGAGGAACAAAAGGACCUUUUAUCAUAUUUUUCUGUGAAUCUGUGAUCAAACUAAACCAGAACUUCUGUCCAGUGUUCAAUAAAAAAAAAACAUUAAAAAAGAAACAGAGAGAUAGUUUUAAUUCUGGCUGAUAUGUCGGUCAGAGGUCAGAGGUCAGAGGUCCUUCUUUUCAGUCAUAUAUAUUAAUUCAUCUUUGAUCAAGUUUUGUCUUUAUUUACAGAAAUUAGACGUUUCAAAAUUGUCAGAAUUCACUUUUUUUCAGAUUUCCUCGUUUCUGUUUGUGAGAUAAUCGAUAGAAUAACAGAAUAGAAUCAUCUUCGUGUCUAAAACACAUUUUUUCUCCCCUAAAGUUUCUGACUUUGACAUAUUUUGAUCAAAAAUCAGACUUGAUGUAAGAAUCCUGACUUUAUUUGAUCAAAUCAAACGUUGUAACAACAGAAGUAGAAAAAGACUUUAAACCUCAAGAUGACGUCUGAUAAUCCCGACGUUUUUAUUACGUUUUGUCUUUAUUAACAGAUUUCAGACGUUAUUUCCUCUCAUGAGUCUGACUCGAAGAAUCUCGACUUUAUUUCAUCAGAUUUUGUUUUGAAGUCAAACUUUCUCUCAGAAUUCUGACUUGAAGAGAGAAUCUGGUGUUUGUUUGAGAUUUGAUGAGUCUGACUUGAUUUUACGUGUAAACUGUCAGAAACUUUUUUCCACCGUCUCCUGUGACGAGGUUUUUCUUCGUCUUUAAUGUCCAAAUUAAGUUUUUAAACUCAGAAAUCUGACUUUUUUUUUUUUCUUGAAGUUUUGUGUUUUAAUCUGAGAAUAUUUUAACUCAGUGUUUUGACCAAUAAUCUGAGAUGGAUCUGAGUUUCCUGACAAGAAGACGCUGCUGGACUGAUUCUCCUCCUCGUGUGAUUUAUUGAGACGUUUGAACCUGAUGAGUCGAUGUUACAGUUAAACCUGGAAAUGAUUCAGAAUGUACAGAAUCUGAACAAAGUCACAGCUGAAGCCUGACUGUUUGUUUCAGUCUGAAUAAAAAGAUGUUUUGGUA